AAACAAAUCUUCAAAACAAAUGAUCAAUAAUUCACAAACAGUAAUGAAACUCAUCGAUGCUUGUAUGAGUACUUUAAAGUUAUAUAUAUAGAGAAUAAAGCUGUUCGGUCUUUAAAAAAUAUCGUAAAUAAUGGUGCGGCGGCAGCGUGAACCUAGUUCCACAGAGGAUGAAAUUGUUAUUGACACAUCACCACAGAAGAGUCACAAGCGGCACAAACAUAAAAAGCACAAGAAGCGUAAGAUCGACAAUGAUAACGACAGCGAUACUUCGAUCGAUGUGGCUUACGAAGAUAUUGUAGAUAAAUCUUUCAAAAUGAAGACAAAGAAGGAAAUCCCGAGUACGUCAGCGGCUGAUCUAUUAAAGGCUCAAGCGAAGUCAUCUUCGGAUUCUCGCAAAUCAGUGCCCGGUUCAACAUCAAGCACCCCACCCAAGGUUGCUCCUAAGAAGAAAAAAGUAAAAGGUCGCGACAGCGGUACAUCAAGUGAAGAGGAACGAUGGCUUGAUGCCAUUAAGUCUGGAAAACUCGAAGAGGUAGAUGAAGAAUUAAAGAAAAUUAAGCCAAAAGAUCCUAAAAUGAUGACGGCUAGACAAAGAGCUAUGUAUGAAAGGGGCACUGAUAAAGAAACCAUCCCAGGAGGGGAAGUUCUGCUUGCAUUACCAUCAGGUUAUAAGGAAAAAGUUAUGACUGCAGAAGCCAUUCAAAAAGCUGCAUUAAAAUCACAAAAAAGGAAACAAUUAGCUGAUGAGAAAAGGGAGAAAGAUAAAAAGAAAACAAUGGACCGCCUACUCAAGAAACAGGAAUCGAAAAAUCUUAAAAAUGCACAAAAAGGAAAGCCAAUCAGAAAGCAAGAACCAAUGAUAAUUUAUAAAAAUAAUAUCAAUGAAAUAUCACUCUCUUUGCCAUUGUGCAUCCUGUUUCCACUAGAAGCUAAACAUCCGAUAGAACCACCAAAACCAAUUACAUGUGGUGUGAAUGACUGUAACAAUCUAAAAAAAUAUAAUUGUUCUAAAACGGGUGUACCUUUAUGCAGUUUAGAAUGUUAUAAGAAAAAUUUGCAUUUAGUGUUCAAUAGUGAAUGAAUGUAUCGUGAGAUUUAAAGCUAAAUGGCAGUCUUGUCACAGUUUUUGAAAAAUACUUCCUUGAAAAUAGGAGCAUUAUGUAGGUACGUAUUUCAAAUGCGUACCUACUUGCCUGCUACGUGAAGCUGUCAGUGGAGUAGAAGCCAGGACUAUUAGGUAUUUAAAAGGUAUAGUCAAGUAAAUUUGACAUUAGCAUUUAUAAGUUUUAAAAGUACUUCUUUCAAAUAAAUGUGAUUUAAAAUAAAAGUUUUUUCUGUAGAAACAAUUCAUUCAAACAUACACAUUUAUUACAAAAUACAGGACCGUAUUGUAUGGAAGUAUCUAUAUCCAAUAAAUGACUUUAUAUAAUAGGUUUUAAUUUGCAGAAAUAAAAGAUUUUAAAUUGCAAAAUGCAAAUUAUAUUUUUUCCCGCGAAAACGCUCGCCGGGUGUCAUGGCCGCAAUCGUGGCGUCACAGGCAUAUUAGAGCUUUAGAAAGUCUUGUUCUACAGCUAAAUACUAUUCAUAACCGAAAAGUUGAGAAACUGUUGAAAUCACAAAAUAGGUACGGAGAUAUUUUUCGAAGUUUUUUUCGAAGCAGUAAAAAAUUAUAUUUUUUAAAAACGUGACGUCAUCAUUUUGACUUCGGCGGUAAGUUUAUUGAAUAUUCGGCGUUUCACUUGUCAUGAUUUGGACUAUUUCGAUUUUGAAUUUACUUAUAUCAAAAAAAUAACUAGGUAGGACUGCCGACAUUACGACUUUUAUGUAUACAGGAGCCAUGAUAGCCAAGUGUGUAAGGCUUCGUCUCCCCUUUCGGUGGGACAGAGUUCGAUUUCCGACCUCUAAAUUUCCGGAGUUAUGUGCUUUUUAAAUUUAAAGAGUUAAAGAUCACAUGCUUUAACGGUGAUGGUUAUGUAUUCAAAAACAGAACACUCCCAGAAAUUAAUUAAUCAUUAUCAGUUGGACGACCAUCCUGGCCCAGGGCGAGCGCUGUGUUCUUAAAUCUGAGAGGUCCUGGGUUCGAUCCCCAUCAGGAGCAAUCAGGGAAUUUUAAUUUCUGAUAGUAUCCCUAAUGCUGAUUGCUUUUUAAAGUAUUUUUAAUUAUUGUAACAAAUAUCUAGUUAAAUUUCAUCCGGCGUACUUCAUGCGAGCAGAUGCCCAUAAUCCCCCCUCCACGAAGCACAUAAAUUAUUUAUGCAAAAAGGUUCAGCUGGCGAACUAUUACUUUAUUUUUUUUCUUUAUUUUACCUCUCGCAACUUUCACACACUCGCACCCACCACUACCCGAGCUGCUGGCAAUCGGCUUACUGCUUAAUCAUAUAAGAUCAACUGUCGAUGUUAGCCUCCGGCUUACUAUGACUUUUGUAUUUGCAACGCUACCUUCCAGACUAUAAGACGACAAAGAGAGCCAGACAUCAAUCACACUUAAAUCACCUUUGUGCGUCUGGGAUUGAAUACGGAAAACAAAUUGGACAGCUAAUCAGUGAGCAUAU
Messenger RNA from Pararge aegeria (speckled wood butterfly), 2552 nucleotides. Its product is annotated as INO80 complex subunit B. Gene Ontology annotation, biological process: chromatin remodeling. Gene Ontology annotation, cellular component: Ino80 complex. The coding region runs from base 131 to 1081 and encodes 316 amino acids. The record is from RefSeq and is a predicted model, not a curated record. NCBI's taxonomy places the organism in Eukaryota, Metazoa, Arthropoda, Insecta, Lepidoptera, Nymphalidae. The transcript is spliced from 3 exons.